UCGGGGUAGGUCGAUUACGACACGCCGACGCCGAGAGGGAUGGAGAGGAAAGCAUUGGGUGUUUAAAACGCCCAAGGUAGACACUGCUGCGUUCUCCUGUCUGGUUUCUUUUUAUUCUUAAUAUUCUCUCUCUCUGUGACCCACCGUCCUCCUCCAGAAUGGCGAGGUGGUGAGGAACGGGCAGGUUGAAGCUCCUGACGGGCGACAAGUGGACACUAUUUCCCCGCACUUUCCCAACACGGAUAAAGCCUGCUAUUCAGCGUAUGACUUUUUGUUGUCAAAGAGGGGGGGGGGAUACCGUGUGCGAUAGCGCCAAGCUAGCUAUUUUAUGAUCUUGUAUUGUUGCACUGGACCGGAGUUAAUAGAGGUCGAGGCGUGAGAAAAGCAAGGUUAUCAGGGGGUUUAUCGUGGGUGUCCUGACGCUCUGCGCCUCGUCUUGUAAUUGGAUUGUGGACCAUUGACACCAGCAUCACCAGGAGCGGUAGCUCGGUCAGAGAUCCCGUCCUCCGCCUGGUUCUGUGGGGUGAUCACAGCCUUCCGGAAAAUGGGACUACCGGCCCUGGAGUUCAGUGACUGCUACCUGGACAGCCCGCAGUUCAGAGAGAGGCUCAAGUCCCACGAGAUGGAGCUGGACAAGACCAAUAAGUUCAUCAAGGAGCUGAUCAAAGACGGGAAGGCUCUCAUUCAAGCUCUGAAAAAUUUGUCAAGUGCCAAGAGGAAGUUUGCAGAGUCUUUGAACGAGUUUAAAUUCCAGUGUAUCGGGGACGCGGAGACGGACGAUGAGAUCUGCAUCGCCAAGUCUCUGCAGGAGUUUGCAGGAGUCCUGCAGAACCUGGAAGAUGAGCGGACCCGUAUGAUUGAAAACGCCAACGAUGUGCUCAUCCUGCCCCUGGAACGGUUCCGGAAAGAGCAGAUCAGUGCUGCCAAGGAGGCCCGAAAGAAGUACGACAAGGAGACGGAGAAGUACUGUGCCGUGCUGGACAAGCACCUGAGCCUCUCCGCCAAGAAGAAGGAGUCUCAUCUGCAUGAGGCGGACAGCCAGGUGGACAGCGCGCAGCACUUCUACGAGGUCUCCCUGGAGUACGUCUUCAAGGUGCAGGAGGUCCAGGAACGCAAGAUGUUUGACUUUGUGGAGCCGCUGUUGGCAUUCCUCCAAGGCCUCUUCACCUACUAUCACCAUGGUUACGAACUGGCCAAAGACUUCAACCACUUCAAGACAGAUCUGACCAUCAGCAUACAGAAUACGAGGAACCGCUUUGAGAGCACACGCUCGGAGGUGGAGAGCCUGAUGAGGAAGAUGAAGGAGAACCCUCACGAGCACAAGAGCAACAGCCAGCACAUCAUGGAGGGCUACCUCUUCAUCCAGGAGAAACGUCCCUUUGUGUCCUCCUGGGUCAAGUACUACUGUACGUACCAGAGAGAGCCCAAGAGGAUGACCACCGUCCUGUUUGACCAGAAGUCCGGAGGGAAAGUGGGAGAAGAGGAAAGCUUCAUUCUCAAGUCGUGUAUCAGGAGGAAGACGGAGUCAAUAGAGAAGAGGUUCUGCUUUGAUGUGGAGGCAAUGGACAGGCCUGGGGUGAUCACCAUGCAGGCCCUCUCAGAGGAGGACCGCCGGCUGUGGAUGGAGGCCAUGGAUGGCAGAGAGCCGGUGUACAACCUGAACAGAGACCACCAAUCAGAAGGCGUGGCCCAGCUGGACGUGAUAGGCUUCAACGUGGUCAAGAAAUUCAUCUAUGCAUUGGAAACCAGAGGUAUAGACGAGCAGGGAUUGUACAGAAUUGUUGGAGUCAACUCCAGAGUACAGAAACUACUGGGCCUUGCUAUGGACCCCAAGACCUGUGCUGAUGUGGAGCUGGACGGCCAAGAGUGGGAGAUCAAGACCAUUACCAGUGCCAUCAAGUACUAUUUCAGAAUGCUCCCUGCUCCACUUACGACAUACCAGUACCAGAGAAACUUCAUCAAGGCUGCCAAGCUGGACCACCCAGAGGCCAGGGUGACAGAGAUCCACCAGAUCGUCCACCGGCUGCCAGAGAAGAACAGACAGAUGCUUGAGCUGCUCACCAAACAUCUGGCCAACGUGGCCAAUAACCAUCAGCAGAAUCUGAUGACCGUAGCCAAUCUGGGCGUGGUCUUCGGCCCCACGUUGCUCCGCCCACAGGAAGAGACGGUGGCGGCCAUCAUGGACAUCAAGUUCCAAAACAUUGUGGUGGAGAUCCUGAUAGAGAACCAUGAGAAGAUAUUCCGAGAGGUCCCGGCUGGUGUGUGUGGGUUGAUCAACCCCCAGCUCCAACUUUCCCGCCGGAGGAGCGCGGAGAACAAGGCCCCGUCCUGCAGCGAGCGGCCCCUCACGCUCUUCCACACACCCACACACUCGGUGAAAGGCGAGCAUCGGAACAGCGUGGGGAACAGCGUGGGGAACAGCGUGGGCUCGGACCUCCAGCAGCAGCGGGCGCCCCUGUCCUCCGCCUGUAACAGCAGCAGCGGCGGCAGCAGCGGCGGCAGCAGCGGCGGCAGCAGCCAGGGCCUGACCUCCAGACACAGCCUGACCAGCAACGACGGAGAGGCGGACCCAGCGCGCCACAGCAGGCCCAACUCCCUGUUGAACCCAAAGAGCACAGGCAGCAUCACUAGCAGCUCGGUCAGCGCGGCGUGUCCCAGCCCACCCUCCCCCCGCUCCCCCUCAUGGCCGAUGUUCUCCGCCCCCUCCAGCCCCCAGCCCACCUCGCCCGCCUCCAGCGACUCCAUCCCCGCCAGUGUGGCUGGCAGGAGGGCUCGUGCGCUGUACGCCUGUAAGGCUGAACACAACUCAGAGCUGUCCUUCAUUGCGGGGACCAUCUUUGAGAACGUGCGUCCAUCCCGGGAGCCUGGCUGGCUAGAGGGCACCCUGGAUGGCAGGGCGGGUCUGAUACCAGAGAACUAUUUGGAGUUUGUAUGACCCAGGUUCCCACUGGACUGGGGUCUUGGGUUUGGGGGUGGCGCUGGACUGGGGUCUUGGCUUGUUCCCGGACGUAUCAAUACCCAACUGAAAGAAGAGUGAUUUGACUGCAAAAGAUACAUGAACUAGAAACGCCUGGAGGACCAGGUCUAUCCAACAGCUGUUCAGACAGACGAUGGAUAAAUGGGAGGAGAGCAAAUCCUUGCAAGCUAGAGGAGACCACAAAGAGGGGACAGCAGACCACUUGAAGUUGCACUGGAAGAAAACACGAUGAGACCAGCUCACACACACACACACACCUUACCUUUAUAAAAUGCACUGCCACCUUUUAACAUAUCUCUGCAUUCUCAGUAGGAAGUAUUUCCCUUGAUGUAUUAAAGCGAGCGAUUAGGUCGAACUCCAAAUGACUGAACAAUUCAAAAACAAUAAGGAACACAGAAUGCUUAGAAAUCUGGAUUCUUCAAACUUUUGUUGUUUUCCAACAAUUUUCACUCGGCAUGAGAAGGAGUGUUUUUUUUUUUAACUUUGGCUGAUAGUUUCUAGUGUGUGUGUGUGUGUGUCUGUGUGUCUGUGUGUCUGUGUGUCUGUGUGUGUGUGUGUGUGUGUCUGUGUCUGUGUGUGUGUGUGUGUGUGUGUGUGUGUGUGUGUGUGUGUGUGUGUGUGUGUGUGUGUGUGUGUGUGUGUGUGUGUGUGUGUGUGUGUGUGUGUGUUUUAAGCACUUGCCCUGCUAGAGGAACUGAGAACCCUGGCUCAACCCAAAGUAAUUUAUUGUUGGUUGGAGCUGACCUGCUUUGAGGCUCCCAUGAAAAAAAAAAAACAUUAUUUCCUCUCAUUACUGAAAUAACUUCUCCGUGCAUUGGUUAUUGGUCGUAAUUUUAUAU
Messenger RNA from Gadus macrocephalus (Pacific cod), 3816 nucleotides. Its product is annotated as rho GTPase-activating protein 26-like. Gene Ontology annotation, biological process: signal transduction. Gene Ontology annotation, cellular component: cytoplasm. The record is from RefSeq and is a predicted model, not a curated record. Lineage: Eukaryota; Metazoa; Chordata; Actinopteri; Gadiformes; Gadidae. Gene Ontology annotation, molecular function: GTPase activator activity; protein binding.